GUCAACCUCACACCGCAACUUCCUGUCCAGCUCCGCAUUUGUAGCCCUAUUCCAUGCAUUUGAGUUGCAACGAACGUCGUAACUCCAGCUACUACAUCUAACCUCACAUCCACCGUUGAUUCCAGCCGUAUCCAUUGUGUUCCAACUACCCAACCCCGCUCCAAUCAACCCGCAAAAUGACCAAACACCUCACAAUAGCCCUCAUCUACGAAGAACCCUCCGACUACCACAAUCAUGGGCACAGCCCCGCCGCCAUCGCUCACCUAGAAGUCGGCGCCGCCGCUCCUGCCAUCGCCGCCGCCCUGCAGUCCCGCGGCCACACCGUGCUCCGCAUUCCCAGUAUCCACGCGCUGGUCGCCCGCCUCGCCACGCACGAAGCGCAGAGCUGGGACCUGGCCUUUGACAUUACGGAAGGGGUGUACGGCCCCGCGCGGGAGGCGCAGGUGGCAGCCAUGCUGGAGGCGUACCAAGUGCCACGCACAUUCUCGGACGCGGCGACCAUGGCGCUGUGCUUAGACAAGGGACGCACGAAGAUGGUGCUGGAGCAUUUCGGGGUUCCGACAGCGCCGUUCGCGGUGGUGCACUUCGACGAAGCCGACCCUCAGAGGGAGCUGACGGAAGAAGAGAUCGUGAGCAUGAUGCACGCCUCGAGACAUGCGAAGACACUCCUCGCAAACUACCCCUUAUUUGCUAAGCCAUUGGCGGAGGGGUCGUCAAAGGGAAUCGCUGUGGCUAAUAAGAUCUUGUCGGCGGAGCAGUUGGCGCCCGUGGUGAAUGCCCUUCGCGCGUCCAGUCCCUCGUCCUUAGGAGUUAUGGUCGAAAUGUAUCUUCCCGGGCGGGAAUUCACGGUCGGCAUUGCAGGAACAGGCGCCGAUGCCUGGGUGGUUGGCGUGGACGAGAUCGUUUGGCGCAAGGACGCGUCAGCGAAACCUGCAAUUCACUUCACGACGGAAAAGUCCAAGUCUUCGGACGAUUGGAAUGGAGAGGCGGAUGAGAUCAAGGUCUCUCGUGAAGACAAAGAGGCGGACUUGGCAUGUCACACUGCUUUACGGGCUUGGAGGGCUUUGCGAUGUCGCGAUGGAGGCAGGGUGGAUGUCCGCAUGGACGCGUCGGGAAUCGCUCAUAUCAUGGAGAUCAAUCCGCUGGCCGGGUUGCUCCCUCGCUGGUCUCAAUUGCCGCUGAUUGCGGAGCAUAAUGGUGUUACGUACGAUGAGUUGAUCAACCAUGUGGUGCAGAGUGCACUCGAGCGGAGGUCACCAAAGACGGUGUGAAGAUGUAGACAGCAGUCAUAGCAGGCAGUCAAGUAUACACAAGAUCCAAAAGCAUCUUAGACAGCCACAACUCGACCAUCAUGAGCCAAAUGCUCAAUAAUCAGCCCU
Messenger RNA from Aspergillus saccharolyticus JOP 1030-1, 1379 nucleotides. RefSeq names its product D-alanine--D-alanine ligase family protein. The coding region runs from base 177 to 1271 and encodes 364 amino acids. The transcript has 2 exons. Gene Ontology annotation, molecular function: ATP binding; metal ion binding; D-alanine-D-alanine ligase activity. The record is from RefSeq and is a predicted model, not a curated record. Gene Ontology annotation, biological process: peptidoglycan biosynthetic process. Lineage: Eukaryota; Fungi; Ascomycota; Eurotiomycetes; Eurotiales; Aspergillaceae.